CUAUUGAUUGGAAAUGAAUCUACUACUUGAAAAAAUAAAUAGUAGCUGAGAACGAACAAUCCGAAAGUAAGCCUCUGUUGCUGUCGCUGCAAGUGUAAUUUCGUCAGUAGUUAAUUGAGUUCUUCGAGUUCAGUCUUCGUCGUCGGUUGUCAGCGAUAAGACACACAGUAGGCUUAGGCUUAGUGAAGAGCCAACAUAACCCAACAACAUGUGGUGCUUUGGCAGAAGAACGAUCGUUGGUGCUUCUGCAUUGAUCAUACUUUCGAUUUUGUGUUGUUGUUCCGAGGCCCAUUGGACGCGGAGUCUGUUCGGUUUGGCGGAAAAUGAUCAGCAACAGUCACAGCAUGUGCAUCCUCCACCGGACGACGUUAGUUCAACGGAUGAGGAUCGAGCCGGCAACCGUCAGAAACGGCUGAUAUCGGCUUCGGACUACGAGCAGACGGCCCAGUUUUGGAACGUUGGCGCCCAGCUUAAGCUGAAGGAGCAACUGUUGAAACGGGUAAAUCAUAACGUGGCCAAGAAUGUCAUCUUUUUCCUCGGUGACGGAAUGUCCAUUCCGACGUUGGCCGCCAGUCGGAUGUACAUGGGCCAGAUGCAGGGCCACUCGGGUGAAGAAUCUCAGCUGUCCUUCGAAGAGUUUCCGGACGUCGGCCUAGUCAAGACGUACUGUGUGGACAAACAGGUUGCGGAUUCGGCUUGCUCGGCCACGGCCUACUUGUGCGGUGUUAAGGCCAACUACGCCACGAUCGGUGUGACGGGUGCGGUUAAGUACAACGACUGCGAGGCAAGCAGUGAUCCGAAAAAUCACGUUCAAUCGAUCAUGACGUGGGCCCAGGCAGCGGGAAAGGCUACCGGAAUUGUCACGACGACACGGGUUACGCACGCAAGCCCGUCGGGAACGUACGCACAUGUGGCCAACCGGGAUUGGGAGAGCGAUGCCGACAUACUGGCCAAACGGGGUGAUACCGAUAACUGUCCGGACAUUGCCUCUCAGCUGGUACGAAACGAACCUGGUAACAAAUUUAAAGUCAUCCUGGGAGGAGGUCGCAGGAAGUUCAUACCCGUAAGUGAGAAAGAUCCCUCCGGAAAACCUGGUCAACGUUUGGAUGACAUCAAUUUGAUAUCGGAAUGGUACUACAGCAAACCCAAAGGCACGGCCAUGUAUGUGGCCAACAAGAGAGAACUUAUGUCCGUGGAUUUCAAUGAAACUGAAUAUCUGCUAGGGUUGUUCCAGAGUGAUCACCUAAAAUAUCACAUGGACAGUGAUUACAAGGAAGAUCCAACGCUCAGCGAUUUAACUUAUGCCGCCAUUAAGAUGUUGGAAAAGCACGACAAAGGAUUCGUCCUGUUUGUCGAGGGAGGCAAAAUUGAUUUAGCUCACCACGAAACUAAGGCUCGUAAAUCGCUGGAUGAAACAGUGCAACUAUCGGAAGCUGUCCUUCUAGCAACGCAAUACACAAAAUCCGAUGACACAUUAAUCCUAGUGACGGCCGACCAUGCUCACACGAUGUCCCUUGCCGGGUACUCGAAACGAGGUAACGACAUUCUUGGCAUUAGUACGUCGAUGAGUGACAAUGACAAAAAGACCUACACCACUCUGGCCUACGCCAAUGGCCCCGGGGGACCCGCAAUGGGUGAGAAUGGCCAAAGGGCGAACCUCACCGAGGAGAUGGUGGCCGACAAAGACUUCCAGUAUCCGAAAAUCGUUCCCUUGAAGUACGAAACCCACGGCGGCGAUGACGUAGCACUGUUUGCCUAUGGCCCGUGGUCACACUUGUUCAACGGAAUGUACGAGCAGAAUGUGAUACCGCAUAUCAUCGGUUAUGCGGCGUGUAUAGGGAAUGGGCUGACGGCUUGCGGCGAGAGUAAACCUUGAAGAUUCCUGUUAGUUAGUAUUUGCGUUUUUAACUGUUUUAGUGUUCACUAAAUGUUUUUAAUUUAUUAAUUUUAAUAGUGU
Messenger RNA from Uranotaenia lowii, 1957 nucleotides. Its product is annotated as membrane-bound alkaline phosphatase-like. NCBI's taxonomy places the organism in Eukaryota, Metazoa, Arthropoda, Insecta, Diptera, Culicidae. Gene Ontology annotation, biological process: dephosphorylation. Gene Ontology annotation, molecular function: alkaline phosphatase activity. The coding region runs from base 209 to 1876 and encodes 555 amino acids. The record is from RefSeq and is a predicted model, not a curated record. The transcript has 3 exons.